Molecule: messenger RNA, 7370 nt
Organism: Seriola aureovittata
Lineage: Eukaryota; Metazoa; Chordata; Actinopteri; Carangiformes; Carangidae
Product: myosin-7-like
Exons: 37
Coding region: 1-5814 (1937 amino acids)
Cellular component (GO): myosin complex
Molecular function (GO): ATP binding; actin filament binding; cytoskeletal motor activity
Source: RefSeq, a predicted model, not a curated record
AUGGGUGACGCUGCCAUGAAAGAGUUUGGGGCAGCAGCCCCGUACCUAAGGAAGUCAGACAAGGAGCGUUUGGAGGCCCAGACUCGUCUCUUCGACAUGAAGAAGGAGUGCUUCGUUCCUGAUACUGAUGAGGAGUAUGUGAAGGCUUCCAUCACCAGCCGUGAGGGGGAUAAAGUCACUGCUCAGACUGAGAGAGGGAAGACUGUCACGGUGAAGGAGUGCGAUGUCCACCCUCAGAACCCGCCAAAGUUUGAUAAAAUUGAAGACAUGGCGAUGUUCACCUUCCUCCAUGAGCCCGCUGUGCUGUUCAACCUCAAAGAGCGUUACGCAGCAUGGAUGAUCUAUACCUACUCUGGGCUGUUCUGUGUGACUGUCAACCCCUACAAGUGGCUGCCAGUCUACAACAAAGAAGUGGUUGUUGCCUACAGAGGAAAGAAGAGGACUGAAGCUCCUCCUCAUAUCUUCUCUAUCUCUGACAAUGCCUACCAGUACAUGCUCACUGACAGAGAAAAUCAGUCAAUUCUCAUUACUGGAGAAUCUGGUGCUGGGAAAACUGUCAACACCAAGAGAGUCAUCCAGUACUUUGCCAGCAUCGCAGCUGGAGGGAAGAAAGACGGGAGCUCUGAUAAAAAGGGUACUCUUGAAGAUCAGAUCAUCCAGGCUAACCCUGCUCUAGAGGCCUUUGGUAAUGCCAAGACCAUCAGGAAUGACAACUCUUCCAGAUUUGGCAAAUUCAUCCGAAUUCACUUUGCAGCCAGUGGAAAACUGGCCUCAGCUGAUAUUGAGACAUAUCUGCUGGAAAAGUCCCGCGUCACCUUUCAGCUUAAGGCUGAGAGAGACUACCACAUCUUCUACCAGAUCCUGUCUCAGAAGAAACCUGAACUUCUUGAGAUGCUGCUCAUCACCAACAACCCCUAUGACUACGCCUUCAUCUCCCAAGGAGAGACAACCGUGGCCUCCAUCAAUGAUGCUGAAGAGCUGAUGGCCACUGAUGAUGCCUUUGAUGUGCUUGGCUUUACGCAAGAAGAGAAGAAUGGCAUUUACAAGCUGACUGGUGCCAUCAUGCAUUAUGGUAACAUGAAGUUCAAGCAGAAGCAGCGAGAGGAGCAGGCAGAGGCUGAUGGCACUGAAGAUGCUGACAAAGUCGCAUAUCUAAUGGGCCUGAACUCUGCUGACCUCAUCAAAGGUCUCUGUCACCCAAGAGUCAAAGUAGGCAAUGAGUGGGUCACCAAGGGACAAAAUGUCCAGCAGGUUUACUAUGCUAUUGGUGCACUGUCAAAGUCAGUGUAUGAGAAGAUGUUCCUGUGGAUGGUGGUGAGAAUCAACCAAUCCCUGGACACCAAGCAGCCUCGCCAAUACUUUAUUGGUGUGCUGGACAUUGCUGGAUUUGAGAUCUUUGAUUUCAACACCUUUGAGCAACUGUGCAUCAACUUCACCAAUGAAAAACUGCAACAGUUUUUCAACCACCACAUGUUUGUGCUGGAGCAGGAAGAGUACAAGAAAGAGGGCAUUGAAUGGACCUUCAUAGAUUUUGGUAUGGAUUUGCAGGCCUGUAUUGACCUGAUUGAAAAGCCCAUGGGUAUCAUGUCUAUCCUUGAAGAGGAGUGCAUGUUUCCCAAAGCCUCUGACUCCACCUUUAAAGCUAAGCUCUAUGACAAUCAUCUGGGGAAAUCCAACAACUUCCAGAAGCCAAGAAUUGUCAAAGGAAAACCAGAGGCCCAUUUUGCCCUGAUGCACUACGCUGGAACUGUUGAUUACAAUAUCAACAACUGGCUGGUGAAGAACAAGGAUCCACUGAAUGAGACGGUUGUAGGACUCUACCAGAAGUCUUCUCUCAAGAUGUUGAGUAUCCUCUUCGCAAAUUAUUCUGGAGCAGAAUCAUCUGAAAGUGGAAAAGGCAGCAAAGGAGGAAGCAAGAAGAAGGGCUCAUCCUUCCAAACUGUUUCUGCCUUGCACAGGGAGAACCUGAACAAGCUGAUGACCAACUUGAGGUCUACUCACCCUCACUUUGUACGCUGCAUCAUCCCCAACGAGACCAAGACUCCUGGGGCCAUGGAGAAUCCACUGGUGAUGCACCAGCUGCGCUGUAACGGUGUGCUGGAAGGCAUCAGGAUCUGCAGAAAGGGCUUCCCCAACAGGAUCCUCUACGGAGAUUUCAAACAGAGAUAUCGCAUCCUGAAUCCUGCUGCCAUCCCCGACGGUCAGUUCAUUGACAGCAGGAAGGGAGCUGAGAAACUUCUUGGGUCUCUGGAUAUUGAUCACAAUCAAUACAAGUUUGGACACACUAAGGUGUUCUUCAAGGCUGGUCUUCUUGGGCAACUGGAGGAAAUGAGGGAUGACCGUUUGUCACUCAUUAUCACUGGAAUCCAAGCGAGAUCAAGAGGUCUCCUGGCAAGAGUGGAAUUCCAGAAGAUUGUUGAAAGGAGAGAUGCACUAUUGGUGAUCCAGUGGAACAUCCGUGCCUUCAUGGGGGUCAAGAAUUGGCCCUGGAUGAAGCUGUUCUUUAAGAUUAAACCACUGCUGAGAUCUGCUGAGGCAGAAAAGGAGAUGGCCAACAUGAAGGAAGAAUUCCUGAAGCUGAAAGAAGCUUAUGCAAAGUCUGAAGCUCGUAGGAAGGAACUAGAGGAGAAAAUGGUAUCACUUCUCCAAGAGAAGAAUGACCUGCAGCUCCAAGUCCAGGCUGAGCAAGACAAUCUUGCAGAUGCCGAAGAAAGAUGUGAGGGGCUGAUCAAACACAAAAUUCAGAUGGAGGCAAAAGCCAAAGAGCUAUCUGAGAGACUCGAGGAUGAGGAGGAGAUGAACGCUGAACUCACAGCAAAGAAGCGGAAGUUGGAGGAUGAGUGCUCUGAGUUAAAGAAGGACAUUGACGACUUAGAGUUAACUCUGGCCAAAGUGGAGAAAGAGAAACAUGCCACUGAGAACAAGGUGAAGAACCUGGUCGAGGAGAUGGCAGCUCUGGAUGAAAUCAUUGCCAAGUUGACCAAGGAAAAGAAAGCCUUACAGGAAGCUCAUCAGCAAACACUGGAUGACCUGCAGAGUGAAGAAGACAAAGUCAACUCUCUGACCAAGGCCAAGUCUAAGCUGGAGCAGCAAGUAGAUGAUCUUGAAGGUUCUUUGGAACAAGAGAAGAAAGUAAGAAUGGAUCUUGAAAGAGCAAAGAGGAAGCUGGAGGGUGAUCUGAAACUGACCCAGGAGAGCCUCAUGGACCUGGAGAAUGACAAGCAACAACUUGAGGAGCAUCUGAAAAAGAAAGACUUUGAAGUCAGUCAGCUGAAUAGUAAAAUAGAGGAUGAGCAGGCCAUUGCCAUUCAGCUCCAAAAGAAACUGAAAGAGCUGCAGGCCCGCAUUGAAGAGCUGGAAGAAGAGCUUGAGGCAGAGCGAGCUGCUCGAGCCAAAGUGGAGAAGCAGAGAGCAGACUUGGCCAGAGAGCUGGAGGAGAUCAGUGAGAGGCUGGAGGAGGCUGGUGGAGCAACAUCUGCCCAGAUUGAGAUGAACAAGAAGAGGGAGGCUGAGUUCCAGAAACUCCGCAGAGACCUUGAAGAGGCCACUCUGCAGCAUGAAGCCACCGCUGCCACGCUCAGGAAGAAACAAGCUGACAGUGUUGCUGACCUGGGAGAGCAGAUUGACAACCUGCAGAGAGUCAAGCAGAAACUGGAGAAGGAGAAGAGUGAGCUCAAACUAGAGCUGGAUGAUGUGGUCUCCAAUAUGGAACAUAUUGUGAAGACAAAGACAAAUCUAGAGAAGACAUGUAGGACUACGGAAGAUCAGAUGAAUGAAUACAAGACCAAGUUUGAAGAGGCUCAACGCUGCAUCAAUGACUUCAAUAUGCAAAAAGCAAAGCUUCAAACUGAAAAUGGUGAGCUCUUACGGCAACUGGAGGAGAAGGAUUCCCUGGUGUCUCAACUCACAAGAGGAAAAAUGUCUUACACUCAACAGAUUGAAGACUUAAAGAGACAACUGGAAGAGGAGACCAAGGCAAAGAGUGCUCUGGCCCAUGCAGUGCAGUCUUCUCGUCAUGACUGUGACCUGCUCAGGGAGCAGUAUGAGGAGGAGCAGGAGGCCAAGGCUGAACUGCAGCGCAGCAUGUCAAAGGCCAACUCUGAGGUGGCUCAGUGGAGAACUAAGUAUGAAACCGAUGCCAUCCAGAGGACUGAGGAACUGGAAGAGGCCAAGAAAAAGCUGGCUCAGCGUCUGCAGGACGCUGAGGAGGCUGUUGAAGCAGUGAAUGCUAAAUGCUCCUCUCUGGAGAAGACCAAACACAGACUGCAGAAUGAGAUUGAAGAUCUCAUGGUGGAUGUGGAGAGGUCUAAUGCUGCUGCUGCUGCUCUGGACAAGAAGCAACGAAACUUUGACAAGGUCCUGUCUGAGUGGAAGCAGAAGUAUGAAGAGUCUCAGUGUGAGCUGGAGAGCUCUCAGAAGGAGGCCAGGGCUCUGAGCACUGAACUCUUCAAGCUGAAGAACUCUUACGAGGAGUCUCUGGAUCACCUGGAGACCAUGAAGAGAGAAAACAAGAACUUACAGGAGGAGAUAUCUGACCUCACUGAGCAACUUGGUGAGGGAGGUAAGAGCAUCCAUGAACUUGAGAAAUUACGGAAGCAACUGGAACAGGAGAAGAAUGAGAUCCAGUCUGCUCUUGAGGAAGCUGAGGCCUCCCUGGAGCAUGAAGAGGGUAAGAUUCUAAGAGCCCAGUUAGAGUUCAAUCAAGUUAAAGCUGACAUUGAACGCAAACUAGCUGAGAAAGAUGAGGAGAUGGAGCAGUGCAAGAGGAACCUGCAGAGGACCAUUGAUACCCUACAAAGCUCUCUGGAAGCUGAGUGUCGCAGCAGGAAUGAGGCCCUGCGUCUGAAGAAGAAGAUGGAGGGAGACCUCAAUGAGAUGGAGAUCCAGCUCAGCCAGGCCAACAGGCAGGCAGCUGAGGCCCAGAAACAACUUAAAUCUGUUCAUGCGCAUCUGAAGGAUUGCCAAAUUCAGCUCAAUGAAUCUGUUCGGGCCAAUGAUGAUCUUAAAGAGAACAUUGCCAUCGUUGAGAGGCGCAACAACCUGCUUCAGGCUGAGCUGGAGGAACUGAGGGCUGCUCUGGAGCAAACCGAAAGAAGUCGCAAACUUGCUGAGCAAGAGCUGCUGGAUGUUAGUGAGAGGGUGCAGCUACUGCACUCACAGAACACCAGCCUGAUAAACCAGAAGAAGAAACUUGAGAUUGAUGCAUCCCAGCUUCAAACUGAAUUGGAGGAAGCAGUGCAGGAGUGCAGAAACGCAGAGGAAAAGGCCAAGAAGGCCAUUACUGAUGCUGCCAUGAUGGCAGAGGAGCUGAAGAAAGAGCAGGACACCAGCGCUCACCUGGAGCGCAUGAAGAAGAACAUGGAGCAAACCAUUAAAGACCUGCAGCACCGUCUGGAUGAAGCUGAACAGAUCGCCAUGAAGGGAGGCAAGAAGCAGGUGCAGAAGCUCGAGGCCAGGGUGAGGGAGCUUGAAAAUGAAGUGGAGUUAGAGCAGAAGAAGAGCAGCGAAGCUAUAAAGGGAAUCCGUAAAUAUGAAAGACGCAUCAAGGAGCUCACAUACCAGACUGAGGAAGACCGCAAGAAUAUUGCGCGUCUGCAGGAUCUGGUUGACAAACUGCAGCUGAAAGUCAAAGCUUACAAGAGAACUGCUGAGGAAGCUGAGGAGCAGGCCAAUACUCAUCUGACCAAGUUCCGUAAGCUGCAGCACGAGCUGGACGAGGCUGAAGAGCGAGCCGACAUCGCUGAGUCUCAGGUCAACAAGCUGCGCGCCAAGAGCCGUGAUGUGGGCUCAAAGAAAGGGCUAGAUGAGGAGUGAAACUCACAGACGGCCACCUAAGAGCUUUGGGAUCUCCUGUGCUGUAGUCCCCUUUGUCUCCAAAGUAACUGUAGAAUAAAGCAAAGUGCAUCCAAGUUGUGUAGAGUCCUCAUUCAUUUCAACCAGGAACAAUGCUCCAUGUUAAGUUUAAGAUAGUCAGCAGAAGACAGACCUGUCAUAUAAUGUAUAGGUCAAAUUCAAUGGGCUCUAUUUUCCUGUUCACCAGAGCAAACACUUUGUAUGCAGUUUCCCUUGGGCACAGGUCUAUUUUUUUUUUUGCAUCUGUGCCUGUUUGGAAAUUUCCAGGCACCAAACGUACAUGUUUGCACCAAAGUGGAAGAAGAGGAGCAGCUUAGGCUGUCUUUGUGCUAAUUGGGUGGUGCAGUCCAAUAUUGUUUUCUCAUUUUGGAGCAAAACCUGCUCAGACCAUCUUGUUGCAAACGCAGAUGCAGGGAAAUUUGCGUGGCACACACAGAGACCUCUCCAAAAUCAAACAACUCUAAAUUAUUUAUUAAUUAUCUAAGUAUGGCCUCUUUCCAUUUGCUACAAUUUUUUCAUCUACUGCAGAUUCAUACACAUCAAAUUACAUCUUAAGACUUAAAAAGAUUACCAACAACGUUGUCUAGGAUCCACAUGAUCCUGUGACCGGGAGUUGUGCAGAAACGUCAGUGCUACUGUUCUGUGUCUUCCUAAUCGGAGUGGAAAGCUUUUAUUGACAGAUUAUGCACCACUGACACGGAGUGGAAACCUUCAUUAAUUAUUUAAAUCUUUUGGUGAGACACCGGGAUUUGAUGUGAACUGACCUUGUGCCUUUUUCUAAAUAACCUCCAAAUGCCACUUUGUAUUUGUAUGUUUUAAGAAAGGGAUAUUUCAUUAUCUUCAAGUGGAUGAAUAAGGAAGGAAGUCUUCCAAAUACUCUCAAAUAUGUUUCUUGUACUUUAAAGACAUAAAUCAGUGUUUUCAAAUAUGCAGAGGAGAAGAACAGCAGAGUUUAAAUUAAUUUGCCUCAAACUUAAUUGCUGCUGCACCAACGCACAUCAGCUGCCUGUCGAUGACAGCAUCGACUGACAGUAUAUUGUGGGCGAUGUAUAAAUAUUUUUGAGAUAUUGUGUAUUUUUAUGGAACUUCAGAUUGUUUCGUUCAUAGUCCUCAGUCUCUUGCCCUCGCUGCUGCUUUUAAAAGGGAAUGAGAUAAGCUCAUGAGAUUGGUCAUUACUGAAGCUCGCCCCGACUCCAUCUGUUGAGUCUGUAUUCUAUACACUAAUAAUGAAUUCAGCCUCUCCUUCAUGUUGUUGUGCCUGGUUUGUGUCAGCGCCUAUGGACACCAAAGUUGCAAAGAAAUGUCUGAUCAAGCUUAUUUGUGUUGGCGGAUUAUUUAUUCUGUCUGCAUCCUGUUUCAAGAAAAUAGAGCCCAGAAUGUUAAAAUUUCCAGCUUUCACUUUAUCACUAAUGAAAAAUAUCACCCAGUUUGUAAAUGUACAGUACUUCAGUAAAUUAAGACAGGGUUAGCAAUAGAAAGCUCAAAAGGAAGUGAAAACACACACACACACACACACA